AAACGCUGGUAGUUCAUUAUGUCAACAAUAAAUAAGAUGAAUGUUAUUUUAAAUAACGGAGUAGAAAUGCCACUUUUAGGCCUUGGAACAUUCCUUCUUCAAUCUCCUGAUGUUCUAGCUAUUACAGAAGCAGCUUUAAGGCAAGGCUACCGGUUAAUAGAUACAGCAGCAGUAUACCGAAAUGAAUCAUCUAUUGGUCAAGUAUUAAAAAAAGUGAAUUCUGCAAAUAUUCUUAGAGAAGAUGUUUUUGUUACAAGCAAAUUAGGACCAACUCAUCAAGGUGCAGAAAAAGCAAAAAUGUCUGCUUUAUCAUCUUUGGAGACACUACAGUUAAAUUAUUUAGAUUUAUACCUCAUUCACUGGCCAGGAUCUGCUGGCAUGAAGCCUGAUAACCCUAUGAAUGCUGAGCUUAGAAAGCAGAGCUGGCUACAAUUAGAAAAAAUGUAUAAAGAAGGUAAGUUUAAAGCUAUUGGGAUAUCUAAUUACACUAUACAACAUAUAAAAGAAUUGCUCCAGUACUGUAGUGUAGUCCCUGCUGUUUUACAGAUCGAAGCUCAUCCAUACCUUACUCAAGCUUCACUGCGACAGUUUUGUAAAGAAAAUGGAAUUCAUGUUCAAGCAUAUUCGUCUAUUGGAUCUAGAUCUGGUUGCAAAGAAUUAUUAUCUGAUCCUACUGUGAUAAAAAUAGCUCAGCAUUGUAAUAAAACUGCUGCCCAAGUUUUGUUGAGAUGGGCAAUACAGCAUGGGAUGAGUGUUAUACCCAAAACAUCUAAUCUAGGACGACUAAAGGAGAAUAUGGAUAUAUUUGACUUUUCAUUAACUUCAGAACAAAUGCAGAAAUUAGAUAAUCUUGACCAACAGAAACAUUUUUGUUGGAAUCCAGAUGAUAUAAAAUAAUUUUCGUUUUUAAUAUUAAAAGAUAGUAAAAACUAUUUCUGAAUAAAACAUAUAAUUUCAA
Messenger RNA from Stegodyphus dumicola, 958 nucleotides. RefSeq lists its product as uncharacterized. The record is from RefSeq and is a predicted model, not a curated record. Lineage: Eukaryota; Metazoa; Arthropoda; Arachnida; Araneae; Eresidae.